AUGGGGAACCCGCCGGAGCUGUACCACAAGAUCCUCAACAUCCCCAAGGACACCUCGCCGCAGGAAAUCCGCGCCGCGUACAAGAACCUCGUCAAGAAAUGGCACCCCGACAAGCACCCGCCGUCGUCCAAGGCCGAGGCCGAGGCUCGCUUCAAGGCCAUCAGCGAGGCCUACGAGGCGCUCCUGGACCAGCAGGAGAACAGGGCCGUGUUCGGGCUGUGCAACGACGGCCGGGCCGGUGAGAGGGCGGGCGGCGCGUUCGGCGGCAGCGGAGGCCUCGGCGCCGGCGUCGGGCCGCGCAUGGAGAGGACGCGCAGCGACGAUUUCUGCACGAGGAGCGCGCCCGGCACGCCGGCGAGGGAGUUCAAGAAGGUGUACAGCUCCGGCAACUCCGGCGGGCGCCGCGCUUUCGCCGAGUUCUCCAGCUCCAUCAUGCGCAAGGCGCCGCCGCUGGAGCGCAAGCUCGAGUGCACCCUCGAGGAGCUCUGCCGCGGCUGCAAGAAGGAGGUCAAGUUCACCCGCGACGUUGUCACCAAGAACGGGUCAAUCGUCAAGAAGGAGGUGACGCAGAUGGUGCUGGUGAAGCCAGGGUGGAAGAAAGGAAAGCAGAUCGUGUUCGAAGGCCUGGGGGACGAGCGGCCAGGGUGCCUCCCCGCCGACGCCAUCUUCACGGUGUCGGAGAAGAAGCACCCGACGUUCAAGCGGGUGGGCAACGACCUGGUGCUCAAGGCGGAGGUGCCGCUGGUGAGCGCGCUCACGGGCUGGUCCUUCUCGUUCCGGCUCCUCAGCGGCAAGAAGGUGAGCUGCGCGUUCCACGAUGAGAUCAUCUGCCCCGGGUACGAGAAGGUGAUCAGCGGCGAAGGCAUGCCGAUCCCCGAGCACAAGGGCGCGCGCGGCGACCUGAAGGUGAAGUUCGAGAUCGUCUUCCCCAAGGAGCUCACCGACGAACAGCGCGCCGGCCUCGCCGAGAUCCUCAGAGGGUCCUGCUGA
Miscanthus lutarioriparius is the source of this 990-nucleotide messenger RNA. The record is from the annotation of a GenBank genome assembly. NCBI's taxonomy places the organism in Eukaryota, Viridiplantae, Streptophyta, Magnoliopsida, Poales, Poaceae.